Molecule: messenger RNA, 5144 nt
Organism: Lactuca sativa (garden lettuce)
Lineage: Eukaryota; Viridiplantae; Streptophyta; Magnoliopsida; Asterales; Asteraceae
Product: Transducin/WD40 repeat-like superfamily protein
Biological process (GO): autophagosome assembly
Molecular function (GO): protein binding
Source: RefSeq, a predicted model, not a curated record
GACCAUUUUCAGUCAGUCAAUCAAACUAACCGGCUGGACCGUUCUAUUAUUCUCUCCGUUUAAUCACAGACACCAAUUUUUCCGUCAUCGUUCACUGUCUCUCUCCCUGUGUUCAUCAUAUGAGCUUCCAUCCUCCAUAGCAAUUUACAGACUGUAUUGCUUUUUGUCGGAGGAUCAAGAAUUGAAAGAUCGAUGGAGUGGACGACAGUGCAGCAUUUGGAUCUGCGGCAUGUUGGUCGCAGUUCGAAACCUUUCCAACCUCACGCUGCCACAUUUCAUCCCAGUCAAGCGUUGGUUGCCGUCGCUGCUGGAAAUUACAUCAUUGAGUUUGAUGCAUACACUGGUAGCAAGAUAUCUUCGAUCAACAUUGGUGCUCCUGUAGUUCGAAUGUCUUAUAGUCCCACUAGUGGACAUGCAGUCGUAGCUAUACUUGAGGAUUGUACAAUCAGAUCAUGUGAUUUUGACACAGAGCAAACAUGGGUUUUGCAUUCACCUGAAAAGAAGAUGGAACGUAUUACAAUCGACACAGAAGUCCAUCUGGCUUUAACCCCUCUACAACCAGUAGUUUUCUUUGGUUUCCAUCGCAGGAUGAGUGUAACAGUUGUUGGAACUGUUGAAGGAGGAAGAGCACCAACAAAAAUAAAGACAGAUUUAAAGAAACCAAUUGUGAAUCUUGCUUGCCAUCCACGCCUUGCUGUGUUGUAUGUGGGCUAUGCAGAUGGUUUGAUUCGAGCUUAUAACAUCCAUACAUAUGCUGUUCUCUACACUUUACAACUUGAUAACACCAUUAAGCUGAUUGGUGCUGGAGCCUUUGCUUUUCAUCCGACUCUAGAAUGGAUUUUUGUUGGUGAUAGGCGUGGUACUCUUCUUGCUUGGGAUGUUUCAACUGAAAGACCUUUCAUGAUUGGCAUAACACAAGUGGGUUCACAACCAAUUAUAUCAGUUGCAUGGCUUCCUAUAUUGUGUGUACUUGUUACCUUAUCCAAAGAUGGAAGUCUUCAAGUUUGGAAAACAAGAAGUGCUGCAAAUACCAAUAGAACUCUAGUUCAAGCUAACUUUUUCGAGUCUGCAUCAAUUGAACAGAUUGAUAUCCCACGUCUGCUAUCACAGCAAGGGGGUGAAACUGUUUAUCCAUUACCAAGAAUUAGAAGUCUUGAAGUCCACCCAAAGUUAAAUCUAGCAGCUUUGAUGUUUGCAAAUAUGACAGGUGGCGACAAUGCAAAAAAUAAAGCUGCUUACACUAGGGAAGGAAGGAAGCAACUUUUUGCAGUUUUACAAAGUGCAAGGGGAUCUUCAGCAUCUGCAAUUAAGGAGAAACUUUCUGCCCUUGGAUCAUCAGGAGUUUUAGCAGACCAUCAACUUCAAGCCCAGUUACAAGAGCAUCAUACAAAAGGGCCCAGUCAGCUUACAAUCUCGGACAUAGCACGGAAGGCUUUUCUUUACAGUCAUUUCAUGGAAGGACAUGCAAAAAGUGCCCCAAUAUCACGCAUGCCUCUUAUCACCAUUUUAGAUACUAAAAAUUAUCUGAAAGAUGUUCCAGUUUGCCAGCCACUUCAUUUGGAGCUAAAUUUCUUCAGUAAAGAGAAUCGUGUUCUUCAUUAUCCCACAAGAGCUUUUUACAUAGAAGGUGUAAACCUAAUGGCAUACAAUCUCUCUACUGGAGCCGAAACUAUCUACAAGAAACUUUUUCCAUCGAUGCCUGGACAUGUUGAGUUCCAUGGAAAGUAUUUACUCCACAGUAGAAAGCAACACUUGUUUCUUGUGGUUUAUGAGUUUAAUGGUGCUUCUAGUGAAGUUGUACUUUAUUGGGAAAACACAAACUCUCAAUCAUCCAACAGUAAAGCCAAUACAAUCAAAGGUCGAGAUGUUGCAUUUAUUGGGCUAAAUGAUGGACAAUUUGCCAUUCUUGAUGAAGACAAAAUUGAACUUUCUGUAUAUACAUUACCUGGAGGCUCUCCAAAACCAGGUGCUGAAAAAAACAUGAUAGAUGAUCAAAAACCAUAUGAAGAACUUGAUGUGUCUUCUAUCAAGGGCCCACUUCAGUUUACUUUUGAAACUGAAGUUGACAGAAUUUUUUCGACUCCAAUUGAGUCAACUUUGAUGUUUGCAUGUUUUGGGGACAAAAUUGGAAUGGGAAAGCUUGUUCAAGGAUACAGCAUUGCUACUAGUGAUGGACCUAAUAUGUCAACAAAAGGUGAAGGGAAAAAGUCUAUCAAGUUGAAGCCAAAUGAGAUUGUUUUGCAGGUUCACUGGCAAGAAACUCUUAGAGGCUCUGUCGCUGGAAUAUUAACUACACAGAGAGUACUCAUAGUCUCUGCUGACCUUGAUAUUCUUGCAAGUACUUGUACAAAGUUCGACAAAGGCCUUCCUUCAUAUAGAUCUCUUCUUUGGGUGGGGCCCGCUCUUUUAUUUUCCACCACCACUGCCAUCAGUGUUCUUGGGUGGGAUGGAAAAGUGAGAACCAUUCUUUCCAGCAGCAUGCCUAAUGCAGUGCUAAUCGGGACUUUAAACGAUAGAUUAUUGCUUGCAAAUCCAACUGAAAUAAAUCCAAGACAAAAAAAGGGCUUGGAUAUAAAACACUGUCUUGUAGGGCUUCUAGAACCUCUUCUUAUUGGUUUUGGCACCAUGCAACAAAAUUUUGAACAGAAGCUUGACUUGUCAGAGAUAUUAUACCAAAUAACAUCAAGGUUUGAUAGUUUACGGAUUACUCCAAGAUCUCUUGAUAUUCUUGCGACUGGUGAACCUGUGUGUGGUGAUCUUGCUGUAUCGUUAUCACAAUCAGGGCCUCAGUUUACUCAGGUGCUACGAGGAUCAUAUGCAAUCAAGGCGCGUCGCUUUUCAACCGCUUUAUCUGUUCUAAAAGACGAAUUCCUCCGAUCAAGAGAUUACCCACAAUGCCCUCCAACUUCCCACUUAUUCCACCGCUUUCGUCAACUCGGAUACGCCUGCAUAAAGUAUGGUCAAUUCGACAGUGCAAAAGAAACAUUCGAAGUCAUAUCCGAUUACGAAAGCCUACUCGAUCUAUUCAUCUGCCACCUCAACCCUAGUGCAAUGCGACGCCUUGCUCAAAGACUUGAAGAAGAAAACACCGAUUCAGAAUUAAGACGCUAUUGUGAAAGAAUAUUAAGAGUCCGUUCCACCGGUUGGACCCAGGGUAUUUUCGCCAAUUUCGCUGCUGAAUCCAUGGUUCCUAAAGGACCCGCAUGGGGCGGGGGCAAUUGGGUAAUUAAAACACCCGCGAGCACAAAAAGCAUCCCCCAAUGGGAAUUGGCGGCUGAAGUUAUGCCGUAUAUGAGAACAGACGACGGCAGUAUCCCCUCGUUGUCAACCGACCACAUCGGAGUUUACCUCGGAUUAAUCAAAGGCAGGGGUAAUAUCGUCGAAGUUCGCGACGAUAGUUUAGUGAAAAUUAAAGAUAAUAAUAAAAUUGUUGCUUCCACGUCUGUCGUUGCUUCUACUUCUAAUGACACGUCAUCAUCUCAAUUGAUGAACCUUGAUUCUCUUACGAAGGCGGAUUCGAGCGUAGAACAGGCAAAAGCCGAAGAGGAAUUUAAGAAAUCGAUGUAUGGGACAGCUGGCGAUGGAAGUAGUAGCGAUGAAGAAGGUGUUUCCAAAACUAAAUUGCGUAUAAAGAUAAAGGAAAAAACCGCUGCUCCUGUUACUGUGGAUUUGGAUAAAAUUAAGGAAGCGACUAAACAGUUUAAAUUAGCUGAUGCUUUGGGUGCACCAAUUAGAACUAAAUCAUCAGCCGGAAUGAAUAUUAAUAAUAAUAAUAAUAAUAAUAUUAAUACUCCUCAACCAGUAAACAAUCCUCCAGUUGUAUCAGCUCCGGUUGAUCCAUUUGGGGCCGGUUAUUUCACGCAAACGCCGCCGGUGUUUCCGGCGGGUGGUCCAGCGGUGUCAACCGGAGCGGCGGUUGGACCGCGGCCGAUCCCGGAGGAUUUUUUUCAGAAUACUAUUCCGUCGUUACAGGUGGCGGCUGCGUUGCCGCCCCCUGGCACUUAUCUUUCGAGAUACGAUCAGAAUCCUCAAGGGAGACCAUCCGGGCCUCCCACUAGUGAAAUUCCUCAAGUGCCUGUGAAUGUUCCGGUUUCUACAGAGUCGUUUGGACUUCCGGAUGGCGGUGUGCCGCCACAAUCCAUGGCUACUCCACCUGUUGCCAUGCCGCCGCUUCAGGCGGCGGUCAACGCUCCGGUGUUGACCCAGCCGCUUGAUUUAAGCUCCCUUGAAGGUCCGGGAGCUGUGAAUGUAGUGAAACCUUCUGAGCCUCCUCCUCCAACAUCUGUGCGACCUGGACAGGUUCCACGUGGGGCUGGUGCUUCGAUUUGUUUCAAGACUGGGCUAGUGCAUCUUGAACAGAAUCAACUACCAGAUGCAUUAUCAUGUUUUGAUGAAGCUUUUCUUGCAUUAGCAAAGGACAAUUCUCGUGGAGCUGAUGUAAAGGCACAAGCCACAAUUUGUGCUCAGUAUAAAAUCGCAGUCACCCUACUUCAGGAAAUCGGGCGACUACAAAAGGUCCAAGGUGCAAGUGCAAUAAGCGCAAAAGACGAAAUGGCAAGACUCUCACGUCACCUCGGGUCACUACCACUCCAAGCAAAACACAGAAUAAAUUGCAUACGAACAGCCAUAAAACGAAACAUGGACGUGCAAAAUUACGGAUAUGCCAAACAAAUGCUUGAAUUACUUUUAUCAAAAGCUCCACCGGGUAAACAAGAGGAAUUAAGAAGCUUGAUUGAGAUAUGUUUACAAAGGGGGUUGACCAAUAAGUCAAUCGACCCACUUGAAGACCCUUCACAAUUCUGUGGUGCUACACUUAGCCGAUUGUCGACUAUUGGGUAUGAUGUUUGUGAUGUUUGUGGGGCUAAGUUUUCGGCUUUGGCUUCUCCUGGGUGUAUUAUUUGUGGUAUGGGGAGUAUUAAGCGGUCAGAUGCACUUGUGGGACCCGCUCCUGUUCCUUCGCCUUUUGGGUGAGUGAUGAAUGUGUGUUGUAGGUUUUUUUUGUGUGUAAAGACUAAGAUACCCCCGACAAUUUAGAUUUGAUUUGUGUGUAUACGGAUUCGAAUGGUGGUUUUUGUUUUACGAGGCUUGUUGUAUAAGAGAUAGGUUAAAGCUUGUUUAAAGAGAAGUAUAUUUUUUAUUGCUUA